Cheilinus undulatus (humphead wrasse) is the source of this 744-nucleotide messenger RNA. RefSeq names its product ribonuclease kappa-A-like. NCBI's taxonomy places the organism in Eukaryota, Metazoa, Chordata, Actinopteri, Labriformes, Labridae. Gene Ontology annotation, molecular function: RNA endonuclease activity. The coding region runs from base 143 to 445 and encodes 100 amino acids. The record is from RefSeq and is a predicted model, not a curated record. The transcript is spliced from 4 exons.
CAGCUGACUGAGCAGCAGACAGACACGUGACCAGUAGAGAGUCAGAGGGUUUCAGUGAACUCUGGUUGAAACUUUGGUAAACUGAAUUAAAUCUAAUCAAAGUUAAUUAGAGUUAAUUCUAGAUAAAGUAGAUCGUGUUAAAAUGCGCGGAGUGAUCUGUGGACCGAAGCAGGCAGCCUGUGGGAUAGUGAUCAGUCUGUGGGGAGUCAUCAUGUUGUCCAUGUUGGGGAUUUUCUUCAUCACUCACUCAGCCGUUCUGAUUGAAGAUGUUCCGGUAACGGAGGAUGACCUGCACCAGGAUGGCAACCCUCCUCAGAGGGUAUACCAGCUCUACGACAAGGUCGGCUAUAACUGCAUCAUUGCCGCCGCCAUCUACGUCUUCAUCGGAGCGUUUUCCUGUUGUCAGAUGAGACUCAACAAACAGAAGGACUACAUGGUGCAUUAGCGCCCUCUGCUGGACGGGACAAGGAUCUGUGUGGCCUGAUCACAGGGAUUGAUGGCUGACUGAGUUUGAUCAGAUGUGAAGAAUGACUGAAUUAUGAUUCUGAUGUGAGUUAAUUUAAGAUAAAGUCAGAGUACUGUACCCACCAGUGUCUUUUUGAUCAUUAAUUUAUUGUGAAGUGCCUCAGAGUAGCUGGAUUGUCCUGCUCUCUCAGAUUAUCACUGUCUUCCUGCUGUAUGUGUCUGUGAUUUUUUUGUUUCAUGGUCAGAAUUUCAUGUGAUUAAAGUGAGUUAUUGAUCAGA